AUGGCUCGAGGGACUACAGUUACCGAAUACCUUCCGCGGUCUUCUAAACUCUCGGCUUCUGAUACCUUUUCUCUCUCUUCCAAAAUCCAGCGAGAAAUAGAGCGAAAUGGCAUAUCCCGUCCGAAAGGCUACACGGUCUCCUGGCAUGCAAAUCCUGAAGUGGAGAAGCAUCACUUUGGAAUGGCACAUCCCAUGAAACCAUGGAGAUUGACCUUAACCAAGGAGAUUGUAAUGGCGUAUGGCAUGCAUACUGCUAUGGACACUCAUCUAUCACGUGCUGCAACUGUCGAAGAACUCGUCGAGUUUCACAAAGAGGACUACAUUGACUUUCUCUCCUCUGUCACGCCCCAGAAUCUCGGUACAAAUUAUCCUUGGCUCAAGCCUGGUGCUGUAGGCUAUUCGGGUCCCUUCUUUGGUGUUGGAGAAGACUGUCCUAUCUUCGACGGCCUCUUUGAGUACUGCUCGCUAUAUGCGGGCGCCUCGAUUGACGCGGCUCGCAAGCUGACAUCGCAUCAGUCUGAUAUUGCCAUUAACUGGUCAGGUGGCUUGCAUCAUGCGAAGAAGGCUGAAGCGAGCGGCUUUUGUUACAUAAACGACAUCGUGCUUGCCAUCUUGCAACUGCUCCGGCAUCACCCACGUGUACUAUACAUCGAUAUUGACGUACACCACGGCGACGGCGUUGAGCAAGCGUUCUGGUCAACCGAUCGAGUGCUGACACUUUCCUUUCACAAAUACGACAAAGAAACUUUCUUUCCAGGGACGGGUCCUCUUGAUGAUACUGGUCCCACUCAUCCUGACAACCCUGGUGCUCACCAUUCGUUGAAUGUACCAUUAAAUGACGGCAUCGAUGAUGUUUCGUAUCAAUGGCUAUUCGAGUCGGUUGUUGGUCCCUGUAUCGACACCUAUCGGCCCACUGCCAUUGUUCUACAAUGUGGUGCGGAUUCUCUGGGCCACGACAGACUGGGCUGCUUCAACUUGAAUAUUCAAGGGCAUGGCUCAUGCGUUUCCUACGUCAAGUCCUUCAAAAUCCCGCUUUUGGUUGUGGGUGGCGGAGGUUACACACCGCGGAAUGUUGCUCGAGCGUGGGCACAUGAAACCUCAAUAUGCAUAGGUGCCGAUAAGGGCCUCGACCCAACUCUUCCGCUACACACACCUUUUCGACACCAUUUUGCGGAAGAAGGCCCUACGCUUUUCCCACCGCUACAUGCCACAAGAUUCGAAAAUAAGAACCCCAGAGCCUACUUAGAGAGCGUUGUUACAGCGAUCAGGGAACAGCUCCGUUACAUGCAUGGAGCGCCGAGCGUACAGAUGAGCCAUAUUCCACCCGAUAUACAAGGAUGGCGCGAAGAGAUCGACAAAGAACUGGAAGAGGAGGCGAAACGGGAAGAGGAAACGAAGGAAGAAAAAGACGGUGCAGGUGGUCUUCUGGCUAGGACUGGGCGGCGACGAGAUUACGAAAGAUCGGCAGGCACAAGAGGGGAACUCUCUGUGCUAUGA
Messenger RNA from Endocarpon pusillum Z07020, 1497 nucleotides. RefSeq lists its product as uncharacterized. Gene Ontology annotation, molecular function: histone deacetylase activity. NCBI's taxonomy places the organism in Eukaryota, Fungi, Ascomycota, Eurotiomycetes, Verrucariales, Verrucariaceae. Bases 1 to 1497 code for a protein of 498 amino acids. The transcript has a single exon. The record is from RefSeq and is a predicted model, not a curated record.